CCCUCGAGCACUCCCGUUCUCCAUCUCCAUGUACGCCGGCUGCUCCCCCCUCCACUGCCACGCCCUCGCUGCGCCCUCCUCUUUCCCUCUCGCCACGCCUCCACCGCGGUGGCGGGACGCGCUGCAGGACCGGGAUGGAGCGCGCCAUCGUGUUGGGCAUGGUGAGGUGUCCUCCCAGUCCGAGGCCGACCUGCAGCGCCGUCGCUCGUCGUGCCGGACUCGCCCUCCCGGCCCAAUCGUCCUUCAGCGGCUCUUAGAUCUUAUGUGCAGCUUAACGUGAACAAAAGCAAUCUGUAUGCUUGCACAUGUGACAUUGCAAGUGACCUGGUAGUUUUCUGAAGAAGAAUGCAGCUAUGGAAACACCAAGGAGGAGCUACUGGAAGCUUAAGGGUCGUGAAUCGCCAGAAAUGGCAUCUGGCUGGUCUCUCCUAAAUAAGAAAUUAUUGCUGGACCAGAAAGCUACUGGCAAACCCAAAAUGUGUGUGCAGUGUGGAGCUCCCUAGCAGGGUAACAUGCUCCUUUUCUGGCGUGCCCCAGCUGGAAUAGUUCAAGGCUCCCAGGAUUGAGCUCUCAACCCCAAGCCAUGCAUUACAACUGGCGCGUAUGUUAAUUACACUUGUGAUCCAGACUGCUCCAUCAUCUCGGGGCGGGGCGGUUAUUUUAACUAUUCAAAUUCCCAAAAGGUGAGGCUUUCUGGCACGUGGACACGGUAGGUGAGAUCUGAACGCUCGCUUGCCGGAACGCGCAUGCAUGCAACCUUAUAAGUCGGCCGGAUACCCAAGACUACCUGCUGGUACUGUAGCAAGGUAGCCAAUCAACCAACACACACAAACACUUCAUGGCCAUGUCGCUGGUAGUGAUGGCGGUGGCACCACUGCUGCUGCUGUCGUCAUUAGCCGGAGCAGAACUUAAUCCAGGGGAGGCGAUCGGGAUGCCCAACUGCGACAUCGACUGCGGUCACAUGAAGGUGCCGUACCCGUUCGGCAUGGGCCCUGCCAGGUGCUACUGGCCAGGCUUCAAGCUCACCUGCAACCGCACGGGUAAAAGCAAAACCCCGCGGCUGCUGCUCGGCGACGGCACCGGCACCCUGGGCCAAGUCGAGGAUCUCUACUUGCGGAGUCCCUUUCUGAGCGUGACACGCACCGGCAGCGUCGAAAUCGAUGCAGCCGGCAAGGGCGCGCUCGGCAGCAGUGUCGGGGAAGACGGGCCUUAUACGCUGGCAUCACGUGCGAAUGAGCUCACCCUGACAGGCUGCAACGUACAAGUGACUCUCAAGAACGGCAACAUCACCAUGGCCAGCUGCUCGUCGGUCUGCGAGAGCUACGGCCUCACGACGACGACUCCGGAGAUACUCACGCGUGACUCGUUGCCAUGCUCUGGCAGUCGCUGCUGCCAGGUGGAUAUCAUCAACCAGAUCAUGGCCCGCGGCAAGGAUCGCCUCGUCUACGCCGCAUCCUACAACGUUGAAGUCACACACUUCGGUCUGAACCGGAGCUCAGACGAGUCGCGAGUCCCCACGCGUGUGUUCGUCGCCAGGAAGGGGUGGUUCGAGCAGGUCUGGCUCGCUACUGACCACCCUGAUCGGCCAAACCGGACACCAUCAGAGGAUGCGACAUUGCGGGUGCCCAUUUGGCUGGAAUGGGAGGUCCUCGGCGAUAGCAUAGAGCCAGCUGAUCGCAACAGGACGGCUGUCCAGUGCCCCGCGGAAGCGGACCGCAGAAUCUGCAAGAGCAACAACAGCACCUGCAGCAGGGCUACAGUAGGCUACACGUGCUUCUGCGAUGAUGGUUUCGAGGGCAAUCCGUAUGUCACUGACGGCUGCAAAGAUCGCUGCUACUACGGUGAUUUAAUCGAUACAGCUAACUGCACGUGCCCGCUAGGAACCCAGGGCGACCCUUACCAGCGUGGUGGCUGCAUCGGUCUCAUCACUGGUGGCUGCCGACAUAUCUGCGGGAACGUGUCGGCGCCGUACCCAUUCGGCGUGGGCCAAGGCCACGACUGCUAUCAGGAAGGGUUCAACCUCACAUGCAUCGACACAGGCCAUGAGCCAGCUCGGCUGUUCCUGGACAGUGACAUGGUCACCCAAGUCCUGGAGAUCUCAAUCCGGAACAACACGGUGCGCGUCCUCGACACCGGCGUUGUUAGCACUAAUAUUUCGAGGCCAACGGAGGGCAACACGGAUGAAUUUGAGGGAUCCUUCGAGCUUAGCACCUAUGGCCACGAAGAGUUGCCUUACUCGCUGUCAACCCACAACGAGUUAAUCCUUACGGGGUGCAACCUGAUGGCGGAGCUGAGCUGGGAAAGCGACGGGGGAAUCGUCAGCGUCUGCGGCUCCUUCUGCUCCUACAACGACAUCAAGCAAGACGAUCAGUGCAACGGCAUGGGCUGCUGCAGGACGCGCAUCUCCAUGUACAACAACAGCAUGCGCUCUCAAUUCAAAUACAAAUUGAAAUGGUUCAACAAGGGCGACACAGCCCCCGAUAGAGAAAAAUCGGCGCCCAUCCACAUUCUUAUCGCCGAGGAGGGGCGGUUUAAUCAGGGGCAGAUCUCUAGCAAGCUUCCGUCGGAGCCCGUCAACAUUCCCAUUCUUCUGCAGUGGGAAGUAUUGCGUGGCUUUUCCACUGCUAGCGUCGUCAAGUCUUCCCGUUCGGAUUGUCCGCGGGAGGUAUCCGACCGGCUGUGCAGGAGCAAGCACAGCUACUGCAAGCGAGGAAGCAGAGGCGGCUAUACCUGCCACUGCAGAACAGGUUACGACGGUGAACCGGACGCCAACCCCUACGUUUCCGAUGGAUGCAAAGGUCACAACUUGUCUACUACAGGUGAGCAACGGAUCUACUGGGGACUUCAAUGGGGUAAAUACAUCAUUAUAGGAGUUGGUAUUGGGGCGGGUGUCAUACUUUCCCUUUUCGCUGCAUCCUCCAUUUCGAAAAAGCUCAAAGACCGAAGGGCACAAAUAUUGAAGCGACAGUUCUUUGAGAAUAACCGUGGGCAAUUGUUGCGACAGUUGGUAUCUCAAAGAGCUGAUAUUGCAGAAAGAAUGAUCAUAACCUUGGAAGAGAUAGAGAAGGCCACAAACAAUUUUGAUAAAGCACGUGAACUUGGUGGUGGAGGCCACGGUACGGUUUACAAAGGAAUCUUAUCUGACCUCCAUGUCGUAGCCAUCAAGAAACCGAAGAUGGUGGUUCAGAAGGAGAUUGAUGAGUUUAUUAACGAGGUUGCUAUCCUAUCACAAAUCAACCAUAGAAAUGUGGUGAAACUCUAUGGUUGUUGCCUUGAAACAGAAGUUCCUCUAUUGGUCUAUGAGUUUAUAUCCAAUGGUACCCUUUAUGAGCAUCUUCACACGGGUGAAUCAAGAUCUUUGUCAUGGGAUGGUAGGUUGCGGAUAGCGGUUGAAACGGCUAAAUCUCUAGCCUAUCUUCACUCAACAGCUUCAGUACCUGUCAUUCAUAGAGAUGUGAAAUCUGUUAACAUACUUUUGGAUGAUACUCUGACAGCAAAGGUAGCCGACUUUGGAGCUUCAAGGUACGUUCCCAUGGAUAGGUCAGGGGUAACAACAAUGGUGCAAGGUACAAUAGGAUAUCUGGACCCCAUGUACUUCUACACACAGCGCCUCACGGAGAAAAGUGACGUUUACAGUUUUGGCGUCAUUCUUGUUGAACUGUUGACUAGAAAGAAGCCAUCUUCAUACAUGUCACCUGAAGGUGAUGGCCUCGUUGCACAGUUUGCUACCUUGUUUGCAGAGGGAAAUUUGUCAGAGAUCCUAGACCCACAAGUUGUGGACGAGGGAAGCAAAGAAGUAGAAGCAGUUGCUACACUUGCAGUAACAUGUGUAAAAUUAAGAGGAGAGGAUCGCCCUACCAUGAGGCAAGUGGAGUUGACACUGGAAGCUGUUCGAGCAUCCAAUCAGGAUGGCUUAGCCAGCACGGGGGAUGAGAAAUUUGAGGAGAAUGUUAUUGCACUAAAUUGUCCACAAGCUGAUGAUGCAAUGAGCACUGAAGAAUCGACCAGGCAAGUCAGUAUGGAAGAAGAGCUGUUGUUAUCUUCAAGGUAUCCUCGUUAGGUCUGCUUGACUACUGGUGAUCAACACAGUUUAGCUUCUGAUUUUAUAUAGCUUCAUUUGAGUUCAGUUAAUUGUAAGACAUUGAGUGUUUAGAUUCUGAUGUUAGCACACUCAGGCAUUUAUUUAACUGUAAAACAUUAUAUAAUGUCAAACAAGCAGUGUUAACUUAGAGAAUGUUUUUUUA
Brachypodium distachyon (stiff brome) is the source of this 4244-nucleotide messenger RNA. Its product is annotated as wall-associated receptor kinase 3. Gene Ontology annotation, molecular function: protein serine/threonine kinase activity; polysaccharide binding; ATP binding. The record is from RefSeq and is a predicted model, not a curated record. NCBI's taxonomy places the organism in Eukaryota, Viridiplantae, Streptophyta, Magnoliopsida, Poales, Poaceae. Bases 839 to 4060 code for a protein of 1073 amino acids. The transcript is spliced from 9 exons. Gene Ontology annotation, biological process: protein phosphorylation; cell surface receptor signaling pathway. Gene Ontology annotation, cellular component: plasma membrane.